This is a messenger RNA of Notolabrus celidotus (New Zealand spotty), 1493 nucleotides long. It is a transcript of the gene mettl2a, whose product is annotated as methyltransferase like 2A. Bases 39 to 1151 code for a protein of 370 amino acids. The record is from RefSeq and is a predicted model, not a curated record. The transcript has 9 exons. Gene Ontology annotation, molecular function: tRNA (cytidine-N3)-methyltransferase activity. NCBI's taxonomy places the organism in Eukaryota, Metazoa, Chordata, Actinopteri, Labriformes, Labridae.
GAUACGACCAGCCCUCCCUCCGUGACGUCACUUCAAACAUGGCGGCGCCCCAUGCCGCGGCCGGAGUGGAUGGAGGGAGCAGUGGAAAGGAGCUGAUAAUGACGGAUUCGGACACCGGGGAGGCGAAGAGACCUCAGUUCGGGACCCGUUUCCUCACAGACCCGCGGCAGGUCUUCCAACACAACGCAUGGGAUAAUGUGGAGUGGACAGAGGAGCAGGAGACAUCUGCCAAAAAGAAAGUUUCAGAGAACAAUCAGCCUCUACCUUCAGAGAAACAAGAGGAAUACGACGUCCGGGCGAACGAGUACUGGAAUGAUUUUUACACAAUCCACGAGAAUCGUUUCUUCAAAGACCGUCACUGGCUCUUCACAGAGUUCCCAGAGUUGGCCCCACGGUGUAGCCUCAACCAGGAGUCCCAACCGGAGGUCUCUAGCACAGAACACAGUCAGCCAGCUGGACUGGACCAAGAGCAAAUACCAGAUGUUGCAGCUUUGUCUCUCACGGAUGGUGCCUUCCCCGGCUCUUCUGCCAAAUAUCGCAUUCUGGAGGUUGGCUGUGGUGUAGGAAAUACAGUUUUUCCAAUUCUAAAGACCAACAAUGACCCAGGACUCUUUGUUUACUGCUGUGAUUUCUCCAGCACUGCUGUGGAGUUAGUCAAGAUCAAUCCAGAGUACGACCCCGGGCGCUGCUUUGCCUUUGUUCACGACUUGAGUGAUGUGGAAGCUAAUUACCCCGUACCCAACGGAACCCUUGAUGUUAUUGUACUAAUCUUUGUGUUGUCAGCGUUACAUCCCAGCAAGAUGCAGGCGUCAAUUAGUAGAUUAGCGAGGCUGCUGAAGCCUGGUGGAGUGAUGCUGCUCAGAGACUAUGGACGCUACGAUAUGGCACAGCUUCGCUUCAAGAAAGGCAGGUGUCUGUCUGAAAACUUCUACGUACGAGGGGAUGGUACCAGAGUAUAUUUCUUUACUCAAGAUGAGCUCCAUGAGAUGUUCGCCGAUGCAGGGCUUGAGAAAGUGCAGAACCUGGUGGACAGACGGCUGCAGGUGAACAGAGGCAAACAGCUCACCAUGUACAGAGUGUGGAUCCAGUGCAAGUACCGCAAGCCUCUGAUUCCGCCGCCUGAGGAUGAAGAGAAACCCUGCCCGGUUUAAAACCCAGAGCUCAAAUCAAGACAGUGCUCAACCUUUUUCUGAGGAUGUAUGGAAAUGAAAAGCUCUUUUGUGAUUGAGAUAAAGGGAAUGUUGCUGGAUAGUUAUAUGCCAUAAAGGCCUUUAAUUACCUCAGCUGUCCUGAUGUUGACAGGCUCGUAUUAUGGCUUGUGUCUCUUAUGGUGCUAUGGUUCUGAAAGAAAUGAUAUCAGAUAUUUUGCUGAUGGAUUCAGUUAACAUAGAGGAUCGGUUAUCCCUUCAGAAAUGUUUAUAUAAUGCUGUGUGCUGAUGCAGUUUUUAAUGAGCUGAUGUUUUGAAAUAAAGUGCAUGAUUUUUAAGAUAACA